CAAAAUCACAGUAGACAUUUUUGUCUCUGUUGUAAACAGUCCCUUUAUGAACCCUGGUUUAGCAAAGAAAGAUCCCUUUUCAGUUUGGCUUUCAGAAAGAUCCCAGUUCCCAGUUGAUCCAUGGCAACCAUCAAUGGCUUCCACCUUCACAUGUCCAGCCUCAGAAGCCAAGAACACAAGUCCCAAGUCCUGCAUGGUACUAAUUUGCUGUGUCUCCAUGAGAGUACUCCUCAUCCAAGAUCAUCAUCAUUCAACAAAGUUCCAAGAAAACCCAGCCAUGAUUACAGACUGAUCUCAAAGGCGACGUCUCAUGCAUCAGAUAGUUCUCAACCAGAACCUCAUCAAGUUCCGGCCAAAUCCCCAUUCUCUGCCUGGAAACAUUGGAUACUGGGAUUAACGUUAAGCAUAUUAGUACCUUCUUUUAGACACAAAGGGGGACCCUUCCUAGUCCUUAAAAGCAAGGUGGAUGUGGCAGUGGAAACAGUGGAGUCCGUGACAGAGGUUGUGGAAGAGUUAGCUGAGGAAGUAGAGAAGGUGUCUGAACAAGUAGCAGACAAGCUACCUGAUGAUGCUAAGCUUAAGAAAGCUGUGGAGUCAGUUGAACAUUUGGCCGAAGAAGCAGUGGAGAAAGCUAAGCUAGCUGAGGAUAUCAUUCACAAGGUAAAGGAAGUGGAGAAAGAGGUGGAGGAGGCACUAAUUGAUGGCUCAGACAAGAAGCCUUAGACGACACUUCACUAAUAAAUCGAGAGAGAUUAGAAGAAAAGAGAGUGAGCGACUUCAAUUGACCCAUUGGGGCAUGCCUAUUCUGCCUUGUAUUCUCUCAAAUUUUUCUCCUACUGUGUCACUGAAGCCAGUGAUCAAAUAUUUGCGAAUUGUAGUCGGACAAAGGCUCAUGGCCUGCCAAUUACGUGCUACUUUAGACAUAUUUCUCUUCA
Molecule: messenger RNA, 935 nt
Organism: Rosa rugosa (rugosa rose)
Lineage: Eukaryota; Viridiplantae; Streptophyta; Magnoliopsida; Rosales; Rosaceae
Exons: 4
Coding region: 121-723 (200 amino acids)
Source: RefSeq, a predicted model, not a curated record